CGCUGACUUCUAGUGAAGCCACAACAUGUUUGCAUCAGUUCCACCACAGCUGCAGACUGUUUCACACACUUUUUUACCAAAGGCACAGAAUCUGACCUUAGGCACCAGACACACAACAAUGGCUGAGUAUGCUGAAGAUUACAUUUACGAUUUUUUCAAUGACAACAGUACCCUAUCGCCAGGGUACGGAGUAAUCGGAGAGGUUCCUUUAUGCAAUAAAGGCAAUGUCAUCCAGUUUGGCGCAGCAUUUCUCCCAGUCUUCUACUACACCAACUUCUUGCUGAGCUUGGUGGGGAACGGACUGGUGCUGUACAUCAUCUUCAAAUACGAGAAGCUCAGCACGGUCACCAACAUAUUCUUGCUCAACCUAGUCAUCUCGGACCUGGUCUUCGCCUCCAGCCUUCCCUUUUGGGCGGUCUACCACAAGUCAGAAUGGAUCUUUGGCAAAGGCCUUUGCAAGUUGGUUGGAAGUUGUUACAGCAUCGGCUUCAACAGCUCCAUCCUCUUCCUCACUCUCAUGACUUUCGACCGCUACCUUGCGGUGGUCCACGCCAUCUCUGCAGCCCAUAGGAGGAGAAAAAAGUACGCGUUCGGAUCGGCCGCCGCUGUCUGGGCGCUCAGUGUAUUUGCUAGUAUAAAGGAUAUAGUUCUAUAUGAUGUGAUGGAUGGUUCAAAUGGUUUGCUGUGCGAAGUGACUGGUUACCACCAGAAUAUCCUCACAAAGUGGGAGCUGUUUGGCUAUUAUCAGCAGGUUCUUCUUUUCUUCCUAGUGCCUCUGGCCAUCGUCCUGUACUGCUACAUCCGCAUCUCCAUCAGGAUCAUGUCCACACGCAUGGUGGAGAAGUGCAGGGCAGUCAAACUCAUCUUUGUCAUCGUCUUCACCUUCUUCAUCUGCUGGACGCCUUACAAUGUGGUCAUUCUGUUAAAAGCCAUCAAGACGUCAUCUGUAGACCCGGACAAUUGCUCGGAAGCCCUCGACUAUGCUCUGUACAUAACACGUAACUUUGCCUACCUGUACUGCUGCAUCAGCCCUGUUUUUUAUACCUUUUUGGGGAAGAAGUUUCAAAGCCAUUUUCUGAAGAUUCUGUCCAAGCGCAUGCCUUGUUUGAAGAACAAUGCCUUGAUGUCAAUGCCAAGUAGUAAAACCACUUCAAUCAGGAGCCCAACCACUAGUUACUGAUCGUUCAUUGCGUUUUGUUGGUGAAUUUGUUGUUAAGAGGACACAAAUUAGAGCGCCAAGAGAAAGAAAAAACAUAGAAUCCAAGAUGCAAUGUUUGACUGUAAGAAAAUAUAUGAUCAAUAAUUUCUAAUUUAACGGAUAUUAAUUAAUAGUGCAUGUCUAAUGAGCUCCAUCAAUUUUACCAGAUGAAGCAAAAGUAUUGAUGAAAAUUUAAAAACAAGUGAAAUGUUGUCAUAUUUUACGGUUUGUUUGAUGUACAUAUGUAAAUAUUCCUUCAUAAAUAUCUAUUUGGUGACAUAAAAAAGUAAAAAAAAAAAAAUGUUUCAAUAAUUUCUCAUUUAAUGCAUGAUGAAGAGUGUAUUUUUAAUGAGCUCCAUCAGAGCAAAAGUAUUGAUAAACAUGUAAAAAACAAUUGAAAUAUUGUCAGAUUUUACAGUUCAUUUAAUGUACAUAUGUAAAUAUUCCUUCAUAUCUCUUUGAUGACAUACAUGUUUCCAAUAAUUUCUCAUUUAAUGACGAAUAGGCAUUUAAUACUAUACUUAUUAUUAAUAAUAACUUACAUUUUUUACUGUCUAUACAGAUAAAUAUUAAUUCACAAGUAUUGCUUAAUUAAACAAAACGCACACAAAAAAACCUUAUCAAUGGCUUCUGUGAUGAAAGAGCAUCAUUGCAACAUAGGCUAUUGUUCGUUAGACCUAAUCUAUGUGUUUUUUUGCUAGAUAUAUCUCUUUACUACAUUCUAUUCUUUAAGGAGUUAUAUUGUUUUGUGUGGAAUAUAUUGUUGUAAAUAGUUAUACUGUUAGUAGUAAAUAGUUAGAUAUUGCUGCUGGUGUAACCUGAGCAAAGAUAUAAAAUAUUAGUGACAGGAAUUUGUCGAUCUAUUUGGUGACCUGAUAUGAAACUCACAACCCUUUAAAGUUCUCAGAAAUGAGCAAACUUCCUGUCCUGUCAACAUCUAAAUAUAUCCUGUUCUGAUCUGCAUUUUGAGCAUGAACUCAGUCUCUGCAAUGUGUUCUUUUGGUUCUGUAAUAUACAUCUCAUUUUAAUGUAUGAUAAUAAAUAUUCUUAAUAAUC
Messenger RNA from Pimephales promelas (fathead minnow), 2254 nucleotides. RefSeq names its product chemokine (C-C motif) receptor 12a (gene ccr12a). Lineage: Eukaryota; Metazoa; Chordata; Actinopteri; Cypriniformes; Leuciscidae. Gene Ontology annotation, biological process: calcium-mediated signaling; immune response; cell chemotaxis. Gene Ontology annotation, molecular function: C-C chemokine receptor activity; C-C chemokine binding. Gene Ontology annotation, cellular component: external side of plasma membrane; membrane. The record is from RefSeq and is a predicted model, not a curated record.